Messenger RNA from Syngnathoides biaculeatus (alligator pipefish), 2548 nucleotides. RefSeq names its product polypyrimidine tract-binding protein 2-like. The transcript has 17 exons. Gene Ontology annotation, cellular component: nucleus. Gene Ontology annotation, biological process: regulation of RNA splicing; mRNA processing. The coding region runs from base 340 to 1857 and encodes 505 amino acids. The record is from RefSeq and is a predicted model, not a curated record. Gene Ontology annotation, molecular function: mRNA binding. NCBI's taxonomy places the organism in Eukaryota, Metazoa, Chordata, Actinopteri, Syngnathiformes, Syngnathidae.
GCUCGCCUCGCACUCCUGCAUGUGAUGCAGUUUCGCGUUCUCUCUUUAAGAUAUGCAAACUGUUUAUUGAGCUGUAAAACUGAAUACUGUUGCAGGAGCUGGUGCCAGCGAGCUAACGCUUUCGGCCAACCAUCGACUUUAACAUAGAACUAUCGCUUGUAUUUGUGAUUGUAAUUGACAGAACGACAUUAUGCGAAAGUAUAAUUGGCGAAAUAUAUUCCUUUAAAACGUUGGUUGGUGUUAUUAGCAGGUCUCAAUUCAUUCCAGUGUUAGCAACAUUAGUCGCAGGCUAACAGUGAUGUUGCGGUUGGUGUAAAGAGAGGCUCAGAUGAGCUCAGUAUGUAUGGAAGCAGCCCUAGCUCACUGACUGCAAAUGGCAGUGACACUAAGAAACAACGUCUGGAUGAGUCACCUCCUUCAAGAGUUCUUCACAUUAGAAAGCUUCCCAAUGAAGUAUCAGAGACAGAAGUCAUUGCACUGGGGCUUCCCUUUGGAAAAGUUACUAAUAUACUGAUGCUGAAGGGUAAAAACCAGGCAUUUCUGGAGCUCAGUACAGCAGAAGCUGCUAUUACUAUGGUGAACUACUAUGCAGCUGUUACACCACAGGUCAGAAAUAGUCCCGUCUUUAUCCAGUACUCAAACCAUAAGGAACUGAAAACAGACUCUGCGCUAAAUCAGAGAGCCCAAGCAGUGCUUCAGGCAGUCUCAGCCGUUCAGGAUGGAAGUUCUCCAUCAUCUGAUCAUGGGGUUCUGGACCUUGCUCCACCUCCCAGUCCUGUCCUACGUAUUAUAAUAGACAACAUGUUUUAUCCCGUGACUCUCGAUGUUCUGCAACAGAUAUUCAGUAAAUUUGGGACUGUGAUGAAGAUAAUUACUUUCACCAAGAACAACCAGUUUCAAGCACUCCUGCAGUUCAGUGAUCCUGUCAAUGCCCAACAGGCUAAACUGUCUCUUGAUGGACAGAACAUCUAUAAUUCAUGCUGUACUUUGAGGAUAGAUUUCAGUAAACUGGUCAACCUUAACGUCAAAUACAACAAUGAUAAGAGUCGGGAUUACACUCGACCAGACCUGCCCACUGGCGAUGGCGAUUCAAGCAAGGAUCAUUCUUUAUUGGGUACCCCAUCUGGAGCGCUAGCUUCAUACUCAAGUGGGGCAGGUUAUUCAUCCUCUCUCUCCCUCUCACAGGGUACAGGAGCUGUUAGCCCUCUGAGUGCUGCUGCCGCUGCAGCAGCUGCUGCGGGACGUGUUGCUCUGUCAGGGUCUGGAGUUUCUGGAGUCCUUUUAGCAUCUAACCUGAAUGAAGAGAUGGUCACGCCUCAAAGUCUCUUUACCCUCUUCGGUGUCUAUGGUGACGUGCAGCGGGUGAAGAUCCUCUACAAUAAGAAAGACAGUGCUCUGAUCCAGUUAUCAGAUAGUAACCAGGCUCAGCUGGCAAUGAGCCACCUGAAUGGACAGAAGGUAUUUGGUAAAGUGAUGAGGGUGACACUCUCCAAACAUCAAACUGUGGCUCUGCCCAGGGAAGGACUAGAUGAUCAGCUCUUAACUAAAGAUUUUUCUGGCUCUCCUCUACAUCGGUUCAAGAAACCAGGAUCCAAAAACUUCCAGAACAUCUUUCCUCCCUCUGCAACACUUCAUCUCUCCAAUAUCCGGGAUGGCAUCGGAGAAGACGACCUGCGUCUCCUGUUCUCCAAUGGCGGGGGAGCAGUCAAGGCCUUUAAAUUCUUCCAGGACCGUAAGAUGGCCUUGAUCCAGAUGUCAUCAGUAGAAGAGGCCAUCCAGGCACUCAUGGAUCUUCAUAAUUAUGACAUGGGCGGGAAUCACCAUCUCAAAGUUUCUUUCUCCAAGUCCACCAUCUAAACUUGGUAGCUGAUGUGAAGUGCUGCACUGAGCGAGGUGGUCGCUGUCGUACACUAUAGUAAAAAAAAAAAAGAAAGUCAAAUUCAUGGUUCCUUCAAUUUCUUGACCAGUAGAAAGCCAAAAGGUUGUUAAUGUAAUUAAAGCUCAAUCCUUAAAAGAGCUAGUGAUCUGGUGUGCUGCUCCUUCCUACAGUGUGAUCCAGUGUCACAUCACAACUGUUUGAGCCAUGCCUUCUGUCCCUCUCUUUCUGGGCUUUAUCAACAAAUGAUCUGAUAUGUACAAGUAUGUCAUGUUGCAACUUGAAAAAACUCCCUGCCCCAAAAGUAUUCUUUCAACACAGAUCAAGCUAAACAUGAUCUUUAAAAGUAGCCCAUUCAAGGAAAGAACUAAAAAGGGGAAUACAGUAAGCAUUGACUUAUGCAUAUGACAUGGAAUAAAUUUGGCGCAAAGUCACAUGUCAUUUUGUUCAAGUCUUUUGGUUGAACUGCUCUGAAAAAGGUUUCAACACGUUUCUAGUCUUGGUCUCUGGAUUUAGAAGAGACUGGUCAGUACAUGUGCAAAGUACAUGUGCCUUUAGAUAUUUUACUUGAUUCUUAGCAGUUUGGAGAGGUUAGUUUCUCAUUCUAUUGCUUGGUCUCAUUUUGUAAAUUCAUUAGUUUUUGGGUUUUUUAAAUAAACAUUUGUCAUUUAA